Caenorhabditis briggsae is the source of this 1590-nucleotide messenger RNA. The transcript is spliced from 10 exons. Gene Ontology annotation, biological process: phosphate ion transmembrane transport. Gene Ontology annotation, cellular component: membrane. Gene Ontology annotation, molecular function: phosphate transmembrane transporter activity. The record is from RefSeq and is a predicted model, not a curated record. The coding region runs from base 1 to 1590 and encodes 529 amino acids. Lineage: Eukaryota; Metazoa; Nematoda; Chromadorea; Rhabditida; Rhabditidae.
AUGAUUGCUCCAGUUCUUGUUGCCAUCGGAGCUGUCAUAGCAUUCAUUUUGGCAUUUGCCAUCGGUGCCAAUGAUACUGCGAACUCGUUCGGAACUUCUGUCGGAAGCAAGGUGUUGACUCUUCAUCAAGCGUAUGUUUUGGCCAGUAUCUUCGAAACUCUUGGAGCAUGUCUGCUAGGUCACCAAGUAACAGACACCAUGCGUAAAGGCGUAGUCGACAUCAUGCAAUUCAAAGACAUUUACAUGAACGCUACAAGCAUUGAUCCACAGUUACGCGCGGAGAACUUCGACCAAAUGAUCAUGUUGGGACAAAUCGCAAUCCUUGCCGGAUGCGGUGUGUGGAUGUUGUUGGCGACUGCAUUCAAGUUGCCCGUUUCUACAACUCAUUCUAUUGUCGGAGCCACUAUUGGAUUUGCUUUUGUUGCUGAUGGAGUCAACAUUGUCACUUGGUCAAAAGUCUAUAGAAUCUUCGCAUCAUGGAUUGUCUCUCCACUUCUAUCAGGACUAACUUCUGUAAUCAUCUACAGCACCCUCGAUCAUUUGGUUUUGCGUCGUAAAGAGCCAUUGCACAGUGGAAUUCGAGUUUUGCCGGUUCUCUACUUCCUUUGUUUCGCUUUCAACGUAUUCGCCAUCGUUUACAAUGGACCGUCAUUUCUCUAUCUGGACAGACUCACACUCAUUGAAUGCCUCAUGAUCUCCUCGUUCGUCGGACUGGUUGUUGCUCUCGUCUUCGCGUUCUUCUUGGCUCCUUACCUCAAGGAUCAUAUCUUGAGCAAAGAACUUCUUGAAAUGACUGGAAAGCAGCGUCACGGACAUCACCAUCAUCAUCAUGAUAAAAAUGGUUUGAAACAGAAGGAAAUGGAAUUAGAAGAAGGAAAGUUGAACGAUAUGAAGACCAAUGAUGAACAACAGAAAGCUGCUCUUCUUGAUCAGCCCACUAUCGUCGUCAGCACUUGUCCAUCGAACGGAGAAUCUUCAUCUUCUUUUGCCAAUCCGAAAAACACCAUCCGCCCGGCAUCUUCUCUUGCUUCUUUCUUCCGUUCCUGCAAACCAGAAGACCCACAAGCAUCCCGUCUCUUCUCACUUCUUCAAGUUAUGACUGCUUGUUUCGGAGGAUUCGCUCAUGGAGGAAACGACGUUAGCAAUGCUGUUGCCCCACUCGUCUCAUUAGUAUUGAUUGCAUCUCACGGAAUGGGAGCUGAUCAAUUGCAGACUCCAUGGUACAUUCUUCUCUACGGAUCCAUCGGAAUGUGUCUCGGUCUUUGGGUCUUGGGGCAUCGUGUCAUCUACACCGUCGGAGAGAACCUCACAAAAAUCACACCAGCAUCCGGAUUUGCCGUCGAGUUUGGAGCUGCGGUUACCGUUUUGAUUGCAUCGAAAUGCGGACUCCCAAUUCAUCAACUCAAUGUCGGAUCUGUUGUUGCCGUCGGACUUCUUCAAUCCAAGAACCAGGUUCAUUGGGGAGUUUUCCGUAACAUCUCGCUAUCUUGGAUAGUCACUCUUCCAGUUGCUGGUCUUCUCUCUGGUGGAACGAUGCUCAUUCUCCAAACGAUAACUUUCGGACCAACUGAGAUCCGCAGUUUCUUCUAA